CCCAACUAGAUUUUUUCGACCAGUUGUUUUCGACCACCAGUUCACCAGUAUGAAAGGCGGAGCCGCCAUAGUGUGGAAACGUCACGGGUUACGACGCUGGUGAAAGCCUUAGAUUUUGAGGGACUGAGUGAAGCGGAAGUGAGAAUCACUUGAACGGAUUCAAUGGGACUCCCGUGCCCUACCAGUGAGUACAGCAGCAGCGGAGAGGAAGACGGGGACGCAGAGUGGAAAGCGGCCAUUGAGUCAAUCGCCGCCACCACCACUUUCGGUAAUUUCAAUGGCUCAACAACAACGACGAAGCGUGAGGCUAUCGAAGCUGACAGAGAGCAUCCAAACAAUGUCCAGAAACUCAAGCACUGCCAGCUCAAGGCACAAAAGAUGUUGGAUGAUAUCUUAGAAAAGACGUUAGAGGUUGUGAAUGAUCCCAUACGUGUACCAGAUAGUGACAUCUUGACGAACGAUGGUGGAGUCCGGUUAUUCAAGCUUUCUUCCCCUGGGAUAGUAUUUGAUCAUCUAGAUGAACUUCAGCGACCAACAAAGAGACCAAGAAUCGUUCCAGGACUAGUGAUUGAGGAAAAAUCAAAGACGUUUAGGCAGCUACUCCAAUCUAUUGUGGUUGAUGGAGCGGAUAUAAUUGCUGCAGCUAGAGAUGCAUGCCAGAAAUCAUUAAAUAGACUAGAAGCUAAAGACGCAGUGGCAAAUGAAAAAGCUAAAAGAGAGGAGGAAAGGGUUGCAGAACUGAAAAGGAUCAGGGGUGAGAAAUGGCUACCUUCUAUGGCCAGGGAAAUGCAGGUAGAGUGCCAAAGUCAAAUUACUUGAGUUAAAAACAAUGUCGCUCGUCCCUUGCAUGUUUGUGUAAUGUAUGAUCUAUCCAAUGUUUGAGAUUUCAUAUCUCUGUUCGCUUCUUCAAUCUUAUUGACAUUUUUACUUUUUUGUGCGGUCAAGUAAAAGUAGAACAUAAACUGGUUGGCAAUGUUAGAUGUAUCCAGAAGACAUUUGAAAUGUCCUCCCGUCGCAGUGAUUGGGAAAUCCUGAUGUGUUCAUUAUGCUCGGGCUCGUGCUGUUACUUCUGCAAACCAAUUCGUUGACACUUUUUCCUGUCACAAGAACACGACUAGCAGAUAUCACAUUUAAUGCUAUGCCUUGGCAACUUUGUAAUUCAUUACCGUGACAACUUUGUAAUUCUUUCAACAAACAAAUCUUUGGCUAACAA
This is a messenger RNA of Tripterygium wilfordii, 1213 nucleotides long. RefSeq lists its product as uncharacterized. NCBI's taxonomy places the organism in Eukaryota, Viridiplantae, Streptophyta, Magnoliopsida, Celastrales, Celastraceae. The transcript has 4 exons. The record is from RefSeq and is a predicted model, not a curated record. The coding region runs from base 163 to 819 and encodes 218 amino acids.